AGAUGGACGAAUCGAGCGUGGCGCAGCAGCUCACUCAGAUGGCGGACUUCAUCCGCAAUGAGGCCGUCGAGAAGGCCUCCGAGAUCGAGGCCGCCGCCGCCGAGGAAUUCCAAAUUGAGAAAUUACAACUGGUCGAAGUUGAAAAGAAGAAGAUCAGGCAGGAAUAUGAACGGAAAGAGAAACAAGUUGAUAUCAAGAAGAAAAUUGAAUACUCAAUGCAACUCAAUGCUUCCCGAAUUGAAGUUCUUCAAGCACAGGAUGAUUUAGUAAAGUCUAUGAUGGAGUCAGCUGGGAAAGAGCUACUGUGUCAGAGCCAAGACCAUCAAUCUUACAAGAAACUUCUCAGUAUACUUAUUGUUCAGAGCUUGCUGCGCCUGAAAGAGUCAGCGGUCAUUCUCCGCUGCAGGGAGGAGGAUCUUCAGCUUGUUGAAUCAGUUUUGGAGUCAGCAGGGAAUGAAUAUGCGGAAACAGCAAAUGUACAUCCACCUGAAAUUGUGUUAGACCGUCAAGUCUUUCUGCCGUCUGCUCCCAGUCAUUACAAGGCACAUGACCUCUCCUGCUCUGGUGGAGUUGUACUGGCUUCACGAGAUGGAAAAAUUGUCUUCGAGAACACAUUGGAUGCUAGACUAGAACUGGCUUUCAGAAAGAAGCUACCAGAGAUCCGUCAAAGCCUUAUUGGGCAGGUUGCUGCGUCAGCGUGAACAAUUCUUCUUAAACAGAAUGCUGCCCAGUUGCUGCUUGACAUCUCUUGACGGUUAUCUCCAAUAAGU
Molecule: messenger RNA, 770 nt
Organism: Lolium rigidum
Lineage: Eukaryota; Viridiplantae; Streptophyta; Magnoliopsida; Poales; Poaceae
Product: V-type proton ATPase subunit E-like
Exons: 6
Coding region: 3-701 (232 amino acids)
Biological process (GO): proton transmembrane transport
Cellular component (GO): proton-transporting two-sector ATPase complex, catalytic domain
Molecular function (GO): proton-transporting ATPase activity, rotational mechanism
Source: RefSeq, a predicted model, not a curated record